AUGAGCAGCGCCGACCGCAAUAGACCGCUCGACCUCUCGUGGGAAGAGCCGCUGCCGCACGCACUCACGCCGACGCGCACCUACCUCUCGACCCCCAGCGCUUCGACCCAAGUAGCCAUCGUUGCGAUCCACGGACGGGGCGACAGCGCACGUGACUUUGCCGAUGCGUUUGUGCCGCACCUACGAGCGUUCUUCGGAUCACAUCUGCAGGGCGAAAUGGACGACAACGAGAACAUGAGCGGCGCCGAGACGAGUCCUGAAAGCGGUGGAGCGAGGGUUACGCUGAGAGCGCUGGAGGCGCAGGACGGCAUUUGGUUCGGCACACACACACCCAAGGGAGACAGCGACCUCGCCUUCCAAGCUCCCUACGUACACAGCAGCCUGCUCAAGCUCACCCACGAGAUCCAGUCGCUCAAUCGCAUCGGCGUUCCCAACUCGCGCAUCGUGCUGGUGGGCUUCAGUCAAGGUGCCAUCCUCAUCAACUCGUACCUUUUGCGCGCGCUGCAGCUGUUGUCUCAGGACGCGGCACAAGUGAGGGUGCAGAAUGGCGAGCUUGAGGGUGCAGAAUGGCGAGCUGUGCGAGUCGAGGCUGCCACUGCCAGCGUACUUUUUAGGUUGGGCAGGGACGACCUUGUCCUUCGAGACGACGUUCCCAACUCCGGGAUGGCCGUUCUUCUCCAACGCGUCCGCAUCUUCCACUUCUGA
Molecule: messenger RNA, 705 nt
Organism: Kalmanozyma brasiliensis GHG001
Lineage: Eukaryota; Fungi; Basidiomycota; Ustilaginomycetes; Ustilaginales
Exons: 2
Coding region: 1-705 (234 amino acids)
Source: RefSeq, a predicted model, not a curated record